Puma concolor (puma) is the source of this 1341-nucleotide messenger RNA. The record is from RefSeq and is a predicted model, not a curated record. NCBI's taxonomy places the organism in Eukaryota, Metazoa, Chordata, Mammalia, Carnivora, Felidae.
AUGGCUUUAAACUCAGGGCCCCCGCCAGGUGUCGGACCUUUCUACGAAAACCAUGGAUACCAGCCUGAAGGCCUGUACCCCCCGCGGCCCGCCGUGGCCCCCGGCGCCUACUCGGUGUAUCCGGCUCCCUACUACCCGCCCGCGGUGCCCCAGUACGCGCCGAGGGUGCUGACGCACGCUUCCACGCCCAGCAGCCACACGCAGCCCAAGUCCCCGUCGGGGACAGUGUGCACCUCAAAGGCGAAGAAAGUGCUGUGUAUCACCUUCACCCUGGGGGCCGUCCUGGCGGGAGCCGUGCUGGCCGCCGUCCUGCUCUGGAAGUUCAUGGAGAACAAAUGCUUGGUGUCCGGGAUCGAGUGCGGGUCCUCGGGAACCUGCGUCAGCCCCUCUCACUGGUGUGACGGGGUCCUGCACUGCCCCAGCGGGGAGGACGAGAACCGAUGCGCCACACACUCCGUGCUCCUGGGUGUAGACAUGCCUUGGGAGGCCUCUUCUGGGGGACCCAACGUGCAUGUUCCAGGCACAGGAGAAUAUUGGAAUAGUUUCUAUUCUAGCCACGGAGUAGCGGAUGACAGUGGGGCCACCAGCUUUAUGAGGGUGAACACAAGUGCUAACCAUAUGGAUCUCUAUAAGAAACUGUACCACAGUGAUGUCUGUUCGUCAAAAAUGGUGGUUUCUUUACGCUGUAUAGGGAGCACCCUGUACCUUCAGAAAUGCAUCCCCUGCGUCUGGGGAGGCGGGGUGAUGGGACCACUGAACAACCCACGGCACUGGACGGCCUUCGUGGGAAUUUUGAGGCAAUCUUUCAUGUUCUACGGACACGGGUACCGAGUGGGAAAAGUGAUCUCCCACCCGAACUAUGAUUCCAAGACCAAGAACAAUGACAUCGCUCUUAUGAAGUUGCAGACGCCUCUGACUUUUGAUGGGAAAACCUCGGAUGAGCUGAACGCCGUCAUGGUGCCCCUCAUCGAGCUCUGGCGUUGCAACAGCAAGUAUGUCUACAACAACCUGGUCACGCCGGCCAUGAUCUGCGCGGGCUACCUGCAGGGGACCAUCGACUCCUGCCAGGGUGACAGUGGAGGCCCCCUGGUCACUAUGAAGAGUCACAUCUGGUGGCUGAUUGGGGACACGAGCUGGGGAUCAGGCUGUGCCAAAGCCAACAGACCAGGCGUGUAUGGAAAUGUGACCGUAUUUACGGACUGGAUUUAUCGACAAAUGAGGGGGCCGUCCGAGAAUGUGUACACGACAGAGGCUGAUGGGAGCGUGAAGGGCGUUCGGCGGGGUCCCCCCAGCACCCGCUGUGGCGCGGCGCCUUACCCCCCUUGUCAGCCCCACACCUGA